Nanorana parkeri is the source of this 1796-nucleotide messenger RNA. RefSeq names its product inhibin beta C chain-like. The transcript is spliced from 2 exons. Gene Ontology annotation, molecular function: growth factor activity; hormone activity; cytokine activity. Gene Ontology annotation, biological process: SMAD protein signal transduction; BMP signaling pathway. Gene Ontology annotation, cellular component: extracellular region. Bases 488 to 1588 code for a protein of 366 amino acids. The record is from RefSeq and is a predicted model, not a curated record. Lineage: Eukaryota; Metazoa; Chordata; Amphibia; Anura; Dicroglossidae.
GCUUAGUGGAAAUCAAGCAUGCUUUCACAUUACGUGUUAAGCUAACAUAACUACAAAAGCUGAAGUGAAGGGAUAGCACCUGUUAGACUAGGGAUAUUUUAUAGGCUAUACAAGAAAGACUUGCAUGGUUUCCAAAGUUGGGAAGGCUUUCAUUAAUUUCCCUGUGACAGCAUAGGAAGAACUAGGCUCUGACAUCACCUAAGAUCAACGUCUUUGAUCCACCUGCAGAUAUAAUACUUAUUGUGAAUCUGUAUCUUUGACCUAUCAUCUGACGGAGGGUGUCCUGAAGUUAAUCCGAGACUCAAUAGCCACAUGACAGCUUAUGCUGGACCAGGUUUCUGUUAAAAGCAGGAUGCUAGUUGAGCAGAACCCACAGCUACGAAAAGCUAAAGAAAGUGGUAGGUGAAAGAGACUUGACCCUUUGUCAUCAGUCAUCAGCAGAGCUUUGCCCUUCGCAACAUCUCAGCUUUCCAAGACUUUUGGCACGAUGACUUCUCGAUUCCAGAGAGAAGGCUUCUUUUUUUAUCUGCUUACUCUGUUAGGUGCUUGGGCAGCAUCUACGCAAGGCGGAGGAAGGAAAAGUGAAUGUCCCUCCUGUGGAGUGCAAGACAAAGAUGUGAUGAUUGAAGUGGCUAAGCAACAAAUUCUCCAGAAGCUCCAUCUAAAGGAGAGACCUAAUAUCACUCACCCGAUUCCUAGAGGAGCUGUGGUGAAUGCACUGCGCAGGCUGCAUUUAACCAAGCCACGUAUGGAUGGUCUUUUUGGGUCCUCAAACUGGGGCAGUGAUGGCGAUACUUCUGAUACAGACCAACAAAGCUAUGAGAUCAUCAGCUUUGCAGAAUCAGAUUACAACGAAUCCAGGACAAAGCUGACAUUCCAGUUUGCCCGAGACAAUGAGCAAAAUGUGCAUGUUCUCCAGGCUCAUCUAUGGGUCUUCUUUAAGUCAAACAGGACUGGUCAGGAUACCCAGACUAUUAGACUGCACAUGAUCCAAGAGCCACAGGAUACACGCACCCUCAUCACUGAAAAAUACCUUGAGCCAAGAGGGAGUGGCUGGCAAACAUUUUCCUUAAAGCAGAUUCUCCAAGACUUCUUUGAUGAAGAGAAUAAAAGCCUGAAGCUAGAACUAGACUGCGAGGAAUGCCAAAAUAUGUCAUUCAUGGUCAAUCCCAGUGACUCCCACAAACCCUUUCUAGUAGCACAAGCAAAGGUAAAGGAAAGAAGCCAUCACGCUGCAAAAAGAAGCCUCAAAUGCGACCAAAAUUCCAACCUUUGCUGCAGGAAAGACUAUUAUGUAGAAUUUAAAGACAUAGGGUGGAAUGACUGGAUCAUAAAACCUGAGGGGUACCAGAUCAAUUACUGCAUGGGACUUUGCCCAAUGCAUGUGGCUGGUGCGCCUGGAAUGGCAGCCUCUUUCCACACCACAGUUUUUAAUCUCAUUAAGGCCAACAAUAUUCAGACAGCAGUGAGCUCUUGUUGUGUACCGACCAAGAGACGGCCCCUGUCAAUGCUGUACUUUGAUAGAAAUAACAACAUUGUAAAGACUGACAUCCCUGAUAUGAUUGUGGAUGCAUGUGGAUGCAGCUAAGAGACACCAAACAUGUAAAUACCAAUGUAAAAGAGAGGAGCUGGCUUGUCUCUUGCACAUGCUCUUGCCAAAAUCAGGUUGGAAGAAUAAACAUCUAAAUAGCUGAGGAGCCCCCAUAUGUCAUCAUGAUGCUUGACACACUGGGUAAUUUUGCAACUAACUUCUAUGAUGAUUUAGUAUGCAGAAAGCCAAAGCACAAGACAUUACA